AGAGUGAAAUUACGAACGCACCCUCAGGGUGGGCGUCUCCCAGCUACCUUUGCUUACCUGUCAUUUCCAAAUCUUAAAGCGAUUAGAUUUCCAAUAGGUACCUCACUGGUUUGAACUAAAGGGACAUUUUGUAUUGACAAAUGGAAUUGCCCGUGAAGAAAGGUUUCCUUAGACUGGAAAUACAGAAAACAACAUGGGAGGUUCCGGAGCAAUAUACCGCACUGAAAGCUGUUGGCUCAGGUGCUUACGGGACAGUAUGUUCUGCUGUUGACCAGCAGACCAAGGAGAAGGUGGCCAUUAAGAAGCUCUAUCGUCCAUUUCAGUCCCUGAUCCAUGCUAAACGGGCCUACCGGGAACUACGACUGUUGCGCCACAUCCAGCAUGACAAUGUGAUCUGCCUCCUUAAUGUCUUCACACCUGAUUUCUCCCUGGAGAAAUUCCAGACAUUUUACAUGGUGAUGCCCUUCGUUGCUGAGGAUCUCGGUAACAUCAUGAAGAGGAGGAGAUUGACUGAUCGCGUCAUCGUUUACCUCUUCUACCAGCUUCUAUGUGGCCUCAAGUAUAUCCAUUCUGCAGGGAUCAUCCAUCGGGACCUAAAACCUGGCAACCUCGCCGUGAACGAUAACUGUGAAUUGAAGAUCCUGGACUUUGGUCUAGCGAGACAUGCAGAGAGUGAGAUGACGGGCUAUGUGGUGACACGCUGGUACAGGUCACCAGAGGUCAUCUUCAACUGGAUGCACUAUAGCCAGUCAGUGGACUUGUGGUCAGCAGGCUGCAUCUUGGCUGAGAUGAUCACAGGCCAGGUUCUGUUCCCAGGCAAAGACAGCAUUGACCAGUUGAAGAAGAUCCUCCACGUAACAGGAACACCACCGUCCUCCCUGCUACAGAAGAUGCAGAGCAAAGAUGCUCGUUCAUAUGUGCAGGGUCUCCCUAUCCAAAAGAAGAAAAACUUUAAGGAAGUCUUUCCCUCCUUGGAUGUAAAUGCGGUGGAUCUGCUGGACAGCAUACUGCUGCUGGACCCAGACACCAGGAUGACAGCUAAAGAGGGCCUCUCACACCCCUACCUCUCUGAGUUCCAUGAUCCAGAAUCUGAACCCGACUCCCCACCGUACGACGACUCCUUUGAAAGCAUGGAGCUUGACGUGGGAGAGUGGAGUAGUCUGAUCCACAUGGAGAUUAUGACUUUUGACCCCAGAAACCCCAGUGCCACUGCAAUGUAGCGGACAGACACAACAGAACACUGGCUCCCACAUGGCUCAACCAUUGCUCCAUCUUAUAAAAAGCAUCACAUUUCACAACAUGGUUUUAUGACUUCAUGAAACAUGAUACUGGAAAGAAUGGCGCCGAAGGAGAUGGCUGUCUUUUUACGAUCCCGUAACUAAUUGUGCGAUUGUUUAAAAGCAUUGUUGGUUAAGGGCUUGUAAGUAAGCAUUUCACAGUGUUGUAUUCGGCGCAUGUGACAAAUACAAUUUGAUUUGAUUUGGUAUGUCAUCAUUUUUAUGGAUCCCUCAUGUUUUAAGGGUAGGUCAUGGUUUUAACUUGUUUUAUGGUAUACAUUUUCAGAAUGCUUCGUAAAAAUGAAUAUGAAUGAUGUACAACCUUUUAAUAUAUUAGUAGUAUUAUCAUAUUAAAUAUAGUAACGUGGUAAUCAACCCCACCAUUUGCAUGUUUAUCCAAUUGGCUACAAUCUAUGUAUGAACAAUGUUUUUAUCAUGACAGAGUAAAACCUCAUACCUCAAAUCAAUCUCAUCUAUGAACACAUUUUCAUCUCUGACUCAAUUAGCAUUUUCCAAAAUUAAGCAUGUUUUGGUAUCUUAACUGAAAAAUGAUGUUUGAUGCCAGAAACGAAAUCUCAAUCAAUAGAUCCACAUAGUGUACAGUAGACGGCACAUGUUCAGUGUAAUGUAUAACGUUCUUAUGCUGCCCUUUUGUUUGUGAUUGGGUCAGAUAGGUCAUCAUUUCAGUUCUGUUACAGCAAUGGUAAUAAGUCAAAAAUACUUUAAGGUACUACUUAAGUCAUUUUUGGGGGGUAUCUGUACUUUGCUAUUUAUAUUUUUGACAACUUUUACCUUCACUACACUACAUUCUUAAAGAAAAGAAUGUACCUUUUAUUCCAUACAUUUUACCUGACACCCAAAAGUACUUUUCAGAAUUUUCAGGCAGGACAGCAAUAUGGUCCAAUUCACGCGUCUAUCAAUAUAACGCAUUGUCAUCCCUAAUGCCUCUGAUCUUACAGACUCACUGCAAAUACUGCAUUUGUAAAUUAUGUCUGAGUGUUGGAGUGCAUCCCCUGGCUGUCCGUCAAUAAAAAAAACAAGACAAUUGUGCCAUCUGGUCUGCUUAAUGCAAGUAUGAUAAUUGAGUACUUUUUUCACCAUUGUGUUACAGUAGAUGUAUGCGUGUGUUACGUUAGUUAAAGUUGUCUGCCUGUAUCCCACCUGCUGAAAUUGAAGUAGAUUAAAUACAUUUAAAUUGAAUCAGAUUUAAUUACAUUUUAAUUAAUACAGUACUACUGCUUUUGUCUGUAACGAUUCACUAGCAUUCCAAAAAGAGGGCAAUAUGAAUGUUUGAUUGUAUUGUUUUGGGUGCUAUAAAUGCUAUCCCAAUUUCCUCAGAAAACAUCCAUACAUGGUUGAUAUUUAUUUUAUAGUAAAGAGAAGUAACACAUGUUCACACUAUCUAAUACUGUCAGAUUCAUUGUAAAUCCCAUUUAAAGGGACAGUUCAUCCAAAUUACAAAAUUAUAUUGUUUUCCUUACCCUGUCAGCAGUUAAUGGACAAGGUAUGACAGCAAUCAUGCUUUGUUAAUUUCUUUACCUGGUCACUGUUUCAAAUGCUAAGUUUUUUGCAUUUUUGGCUCAAAUCCAAUGCAAGUCAUUCAUGCCUAUAUUAUAAUUGUUGCUCUUUAUGAACAUAUCAUCUAUAAGAAACUUCAAUGAGUUGCGAUACAUUUUUACAUGAUUCGGACAUGAAGAGUAAAAAUGCUAAUAUAGGUACCAUUAACUUGCAUUUCAUUUGUGCUACAAAUGCUAAAAAGAUAUAUUUUGAAACAGUGGCCAGGUAAACAAAACCAAUGCAUGGAGUGCGGUCAUACCUUGUCCAUAGACUGCUUACACAGGGUAAGAAAACAAUGCAAUGGUUAACUAGAUUAUAGUGAGGAUAAAUUCCUCAAUGUUGUGUUACAGGCCUUGACGAUGUGUCAUUACAUUUGGCUAUUUUGUGGUUUGAAAUCGAAUUCUUCACAAGUCAGCUCACACUUUGACAUUGCAAAGAGCCGUUCGUGUCUGAUUGCAUCUUGUUUUCCAGGUGGCAAAAAAUUCUAAUAGUUCCUUAAUUUCAGUUUAUGUGUCAAAACAAGAACGAAUCGUGUGGAGAAUCAUUGUACCAUAUAAACCAAUGAAAUAUAUUUUCCAUAAACAAAUAUGUUGUAUUUUCAGCUGGUGUACAAAACUGAAUGUAAAAGACACAAAAACAAAACUUAGAUCUAUCGCUUUUUAGACUUGCUUUCAAUGAGAAUGACAGAUCUGUAGCAUGUACGCUGGGAGUCAGAAAGCAAGUGCAGGUGAUGAGUUUAAUAAUAAACAGACCAUUUGCCAAAAUAACAGCCACGAGUCACGUAUAGACAUGACACACAUAGUCAAAUACUGCCUGGGGACUGGAACUAAGGGAGUGACAGAUAUAGGGGAGGUAAUCAGUGAAGUGAUGGAGUCCAGGUGUGCCUAAUGAUGAAGCGCAGAUGCGCGUGAUGAUGAAUGCCAGGUGUGCAUAAUGAUGAAUGCCAGGUGCGCGUAAUGAUGAAUGCCAGGUGUGCGUAAUGAUGAAUGCCAGAGGUUGUAAUCUGAAUAUAGGGGAAAAGGCCAUUUCUAAACACGGCAUGAGCCUUUCUUACUAAUCCGUUAGAAAACCAGUUAGGAUUUAAAUACAACUUUUGUAUUACUGAAUCCUUAAGUGAGAGGGUCAAUGAUUUCUUAUUUAAUCAUUUCAGCCCUCCGAAAUCAUAUUCAUUAUAUAAAUUGUCUCGUUUAAUUUUUGGUCUGUCUUGCUGUUCCAAAUCAAAUGUAAUAUUUUUUGUUCAUAUAUUUUAAAAACAAGUUGUUUGGUAUAGUCCGGGCCAUAAGUACAUAGGUAAACUGCGAUAUGACUAAAGAAUUAAUCAGGGUGAUUUUUCAACAAAUAGACAGGUGUUUACCUUUCCAUGGUAGCAAGAUCAUAUCUAUUUUUGAUAACUUUCUGUAAAAAUUUAUUGCGGUUUGAUUGUUUCUUUCUUUCGGAUAUGUCACGCCAUGACCUUAGUAUUCUUUGUUUUCUUUAUUAUUUUGGUUAGGUCAGGGUGUGACAUGGGUGAUAUGUGUGUUUUUGUCUCAUCUAGGGUGUUUGUACUGUCUAGGGGUUUUGUAGAUUUAUGGGGUUGUUUCCAUCUAGGUGUUUAUGUAGGUCUAUGGUUGCCUAGAUUGGUUCUCAAUUAGAGGCUGGUGUUUAUCGUUGUCUCUGAUUGGGAACCAUAUUUAGGCAGCCAUCUUCUUUGGGUAUUUCGUGGGUUAUUUUCUAUGUGUAGUUGCCUGUGUCAGCACUCUUUAUCAUAGCAUCACAGUUGUUUUUUUGUUUAAGUGUUAUUUGUGUUUUUCGUCAUUCAAUAAAAGAAUGGAUUCACACCA
This is a messenger RNA of Oncorhynchus kisutch (coho salmon), 4654 nucleotides long. Its product is annotated as mitogen-activated protein kinase 14A. The record is from RefSeq and is a predicted model, not a curated record. Gene Ontology annotation, biological process: protein phosphorylation. Bases 141 to 1220 code for a protein of 359 amino acids. The transcript is spliced from 12 exons. Gene Ontology annotation, molecular function: MAP kinase activity; ATP binding. NCBI's taxonomy places the organism in Eukaryota, Metazoa, Chordata, Actinopteri, Salmoniformes, Salmonidae.